This is a messenger RNA of Suillus plorans, 993 nucleotides long. Its product is annotated as PAP2-domain-containing protein. The transcript is spliced from 11 exons. Bases 1 to 993 code for a protein of 330 amino acids. The record is from RefSeq and is a predicted model, not a curated record. NCBI's taxonomy places the organism in Eukaryota, Fungi, Basidiomycota, Agaricomycetes, Boletales, Suillaceae. Gene Ontology annotation, molecular function: phosphatidate phosphatase activity. Gene Ontology annotation, biological process: phospholipid metabolic process.
AUGGCCUCCUUCAAAUUCUGGGAGAACCCAAAUUAUGACAGGACUACCAAACGAACUGACAGAAAAAGGCGGAUGAAAAUGAUCAAGUCCUAUGCUCCUGAUUGGACCAUCACAAUUCUUUUGGCGAUUGUGUUCUUCGCCCUCGACGGCAUUCACGGCUUCCGACGAGAAUUUUCGGUGCAUGAUGAAACUAUACUUUUUCCGUUUGCAGUUCAUGAACGCGUUCCGGAUGUUGCCUUGUACUUCAUUGCGAUUGUGGCGCCGCUCGUCCUUCAAUUGGUAGUCAAUUUACUCACCGUUCGGUCCUUCUGGGAUUACCACUGCAGUGCACUCGGGCUCAUCUUGGGGCUUGCUAUCACAGGUGCCAUCACUCAGUUUACGAAGAUCACUGUUGGCCGUCCCCGUCCAGAUCUGCUCGCACGAUGCAUGCCCAUUCCAGGCUCCUCGGACCCCACUUUUGGACUCUCGACAGAUGCAAUAUGCACAAACACCGACACAGCUAUCAUGAUCGAUGGUUGGAGGAGCUUCCCUAGUGGCCACGCCAGCUUGUCCCAUGCCGGACUUGGCUUCCUAUCGUACUAUUUGGCCGGAAAGAUGCACCUGUUUGAUUCCAGGGGGCACGCUCACAAAGCUUGGAUCUCUGUCACUCCUAUUUUUGGAGCUAUCCUGGUAGCAAUUUCCCGCACCAUGGACUACCGACACCACUGGCAAGACGUCGUAGCUGGAUCCAUCCUUGGAUUGGUUGUUUCAUAUUUUGCGUAUCGCCAAUACUAUCCUUCGCUGUCAUCACCAAUGUCUCAUAAGCCGUAUUCCCCGAGAGUACAACGUGAAGAGGAGCUGCCUACUGUCAACCCCGCAACUGACCGCCACAGUAUGUCCUAUACAGAUGGCAUGGAGGGAGAAGAAGUGGAGUUGGUUGGUGGUAGUGUGCACAAGUCUGAUCCAGCUUUCACUGGGGGAGAAGGGGUCGACGGUGGCGCACCCCGCCUUUAA